This is a messenger RNA of Leishmania mexicana MHOM/GT/2001/U1103, 501 nucleotides long. RefSeq lists its product as hypothetical. NCBI's taxonomy places the organism in Eukaryota, Euglenozoa, Kinetoplastea, Trypanosomatida, Trypanosomatidae. The record is from RefSeq and is a predicted model, not a curated record. Bases 1 to 501 code for a protein of 166 amino acids. The transcript has a single exon.
AUGCAGAUCCUUCUCAAGAAUCGAAACCGCUUUUUUGCGGUGGCUCUCUGGAGCGGCGCAACGACCGUGGUGAUGUUCUGGCUGGUGCUGCGCCGCAGUGGUUUCAACACCGCCUACAGCCGCUGCACCUACCUGGUAAUGAUGGGGGAGUACAAACAGCUGCUGGAACCUGGCGCAUUCCCCAGCAACGAUCGUCUUCCGCCCCACCUGCGACUGGACAGACUUUCUUACUUGGACUUGCGCGAGACGGAGAUUGCGUUGCCACCAGUGAUUGAUGUCAGCCUCUCGAACCGAGAUCAGGUGAGGCAGUUGGAGGGCCAGCUGCCGUCGACGGAGCGGUCGGACCUGUAUGUUCACUUCGGGCCAAUCAAAUCACAGACGAUCAUGAUGACGCCGAGCUCGAACGAACGGUACGUGCGGCGUCGACUCGGGUUGUCGGAGAAGGAUCGCAAGAAUCUAGAGGCCGAGGGGCAGCAGGUGCUUGCGCAGGCACGGUCGUAA